Molecule: messenger RNA, 2260 nt
Organism: Strongylocentrotus purpuratus (purple sea urchin)
Lineage: Eukaryota; Metazoa; Echinodermata; Echinoidea; Camarodonta; Strongylocentrotidae
Product: insulin-like growth factor-binding protein complex acid labile subunit
Exons: 2
Coding region: 1-2235 (744 amino acids)
Biological process (GO): immune response; toll-like receptor signaling pathway
Cellular component (GO): membrane
Molecular function (GO): protein binding; transmembrane signaling receptor activity
Source: RefSeq, a predicted model, not a curated record
AUGGUGAAGUUCAGUAAUGGAUCUACAAGGGUGGAAAAAAUUCACAAGAGAGAUUUUCUUGCUUUGCAAAAUACUACCAUCACAUAUUUCUCCCUGAUUUCAAAUAAGAUCAAGAAUUUACCCAAUCGUGUAUUUUAUCAUCUGAACUCAGUACAGAGUCUACGACUAGACUAUAAUCUUUUGACUUCAUUUGAUAUUCAACCUUUUCUAGGUAUGGCUUCCAUCAAAGAACUGUCAGUCUUCGGCUGUAGAAUCCAUCGUCUUAUUCCGCUUGGCAAUGCAUCGUAUGACUUUGACAACUAUCCAUUCAUAUCUAUUCUUGACAUGAGAUGUAAUUCGAUAGAAAAUGUACCUGCUGAUUCAUAUUGGGGCUUCACAAAACUUCAAGCCCUCUUUUUGACUCACAACAAAAUUAAAACUUUUGGUAAUCAGUCCUUCUGCAAGCUCCAAUCACUUACAGAACUGGACAUUUCAUACAAUAAAAUAGCAUUCUUAACGCCUCAUACAUUUGCCUGCUUAUCAAGUUUGACCAAAUUGAAUGUAUCAGGAAAUUCGAUACAAACUAUUUCGCCUCAAUCCUUUAAUGGAAUGCCAUCGAUAACAUCAAUUUUCCUGUCCCGUAAUAAGAUAACAAAUUUGAACAAUAAUAAACGACUUUGGACACUAACGACUCUCCGUAUGCUUGAUUUAUCAUUUAAUGAUAUAAAGUCUAUUUUUCCACGCAGAAUGAAUGGCCUCUCAAAUCUAACGGAAUUACGUUUAUCAUUCAAUCCAGUCUCCUAUUACGAUCCCAUCGCAUUUAAGGAUCUUCGGAGUUUGCAAAGGCUAUACCUUUCCAAUCAGAAGAUUUUAGUCCUACAAAAUACCUUUCAGCAGCUUCAUACAGUACUCUUUUUGUGUAUUUCAAAUACCCGUAUCAAGAUUUCCGGAUAUUCAAUUGAUCAAUUUGUUAACAUGACACAUCUUUAUGAACUACGCAUGGAGAAAGCACAGCUGACAGGCAGUCACUUAUAUGAUGUGGUCAACAAUCAGUCACUCUUUACCGGUCUUCAUGCGUUGAAGAGACUUCGUCUCAAAGACAACUAUUUACACAGCCUGGAUAGCAGAGUGUUCUACAACCUUUCGAAACUGUACUAUCUUGAUAUGACCAACUCAAACAUCCAUGUGCUGAGGUCUGGUGUGUUCUAUCCUCUGUCCUCCCUUGCCGUAUUGCGUCUCAGUGGUAAUAAACUGGCGGAGAUUGCAGGAGACACAUUCCACGGUCUCUCUCACUUGAGUUUCCUUAACCUCCAAAACAACGGCCUUCGUGGUCUGGAGGUAACAACUUUUGCCCAGAAUCCUAAACUAAAAACCCUCCUUCUUCCUGGAAAUCAAAUCAGCAUCAUUAAACCAGAAACGGUGUUCCCAUCCAAUAUAUCUCUUCACUUGGAUGUGUCCAGAAACCCCUUCGCAUGUACAUGCUCUUUAAUAUGGUUCAGGCAGUGGCUUCACUCAGCCAACAUCGACUUGAAACAUGCAGACCAGACGUUGUGCUCUGGUACUUCAUUGAAGGAAUUCGUAAAUAAACCGAUUUUAUCGUUCCAUCCUGAGGAUCAUUGCGGUGUGAACGUCGUUCUCAUUGUGGUUCUCUCUUUCUUAGGUGUACUCGUCGGUGUAAUGGCCAUGCUAGUGUACAACAAACGAUGGUGGCUGAAUCAUAAAAUCUUCCUGCUCAAACUUGCUAUCGUUGGUUACAUAGAAAUGGAAGAGGACUUCAACGCUGGCAACUAUCGUCAUCAUCUCAACCUCAUGUUCCAUGAAACAGAAGAGGAGUGGGUCAACCAGGUCAUGAAACCUGCACUGGAGGAGAGGUUGCCACAUCUGCAGAACAUCAUCUACGGAGACGAGGACCUUCACCUAGGCAUGUACUACAUCAACGCACUCUACGAUGCCAUCGACAACAGCUUCAAGACAGUCUUGCUGCUAAGCAACCAGUCUGUCAAUAAUGCCUGGACAAUGACCAAGCUCCGUAUGGCUCUGGAGCACAUUAAUGACACAGGAUUAGACAAAGUCAUCUUGAUCUUCGUGGAGGACAUCGAGGAUGAUAACCUACCGUACCUUGUCAGGUUGUUCCUGAGUAGGAACAGACCUUACAUGCUGUGGACAGAGGAUGAAGAUAGACAGGAACUAUUUUGGGCUCAGUUUGAGAAGAGCACAAGAGCGAACAGGGCUAUAAACAAUGCCAUUCCGCUGUAAAUUAUUAAUGUAGACAAAUUUGAAU